AUGCGGCUUCUACGAAUCCUUUUCCCGGUUGUCCUGGAGUUGGUGCUCGAAACAGCCGCGAUAGUUGAUGAUCCGGCCAAGGAUGCUACUCCAUACCAUGCCGAAUUCCCUCUUUUCCGCAGUGCCAAUAUGGCUUCUCCUGACAAGCUAGCCAGCGGUGUUGGCUUUCAUUCGUUCCGUAUACCGGCGGUUGUUCGCACUAGUACUGACAGAAUUAUCGCCUUCGCGGAAGGACGUCGUCAUGAUAAUCGAGAUUUCGGUGACAUCAACCUCGUGUAUAAGCGUACCAAGACCAGCACAGAUAACGGUGCUACCGCCGCGGACUGGGAAAGUCUACGCGAGGUCGUUGGUAGCGGCGACGGGACUUGGGGCAACCCUACACCCGUUGUGGAUGGUACUACGAUCUACUUGUUUUUGUCCUGGAACAAUGGCAGCUACAGUCAACAUGGAAGUGACGAGCUACCAGACGGUACUAUUACUGAGAAGAUCGAUACCUCAUGGUAUGGUCGUCGGCAUCUAUUUCUCACAACUAGCAUCGACGACGGCGACACAUGGUCGAAACCUCAGGAUCUGACAACUACAUUGACGCCUGACAACUGGUCUUGGGAUGCCGUCGGCCCUGGAAAUGGGAUCAAACUCGAUUCUGGUGAGCUUGUGAUUCCUGCUAUGGGCCGUAACAUUGUUGGCCGGGGGAAUGUGGGUAAUCGGACUUGGUCACUGCAGCUUCUUAGUGGUGCGGGAGCUGAAGGAACCAUUUGCCAGACACCAGAUGGGAAAUUAUACCGCAAUGAUCGACCAGGCUCUGCAGGUCAUCGUAUUAUUGCAAGAGGCAGUCUUGAAUCGGGAUUUGGUGCAUUUACUACAGAUGAAGGAUUACCCGACCCAGCGUGCGAGGGCUCCCUCUUGAGGUAUAAUUCGGAUGCGCCAGCGAGGUCGAUUUUCCUCAACUCAGCUUCUACCACGAGUAGGCGUGCAAUGAGAGUCCGCAUCAGCUAUGACGGUGAUGCCACUAAGUUUGACUACGGGCGCAAAUUGUCCGAUGCCCCUGUUGAGUCUGCGGGGUAUGAGGGUGGUUAUUCCAGUAUGACGAAGACGGCAGAUUACAAAAUCGGAGCAUUGGUUGAAAGUGACUUCUUCAACGAUGGAACUGGAAGCGGAUCUUACAGAUGUCUUUUCUGGCGAAGAUUCAAUCUGUCUUGGAUUCUUAAUGGCCCCAACAAUUAG
Messenger RNA from Penicillium macrosclerotiorum, 1224 nucleotides. Its product is annotated as putative extracellular sialidase/neuraminidase. Gene Ontology annotation, biological process: ganglioside catabolic process; oligosaccharide catabolic process. Bases 1 to 1224 code for a protein of 407 amino acids. The transcript has a single exon. The record is from RefSeq and is a predicted model, not a curated record. Gene Ontology annotation, molecular function: exo-alpha-sialidase activity. Gene Ontology annotation, cellular component: intracellular membrane-bounded organelle; membrane; cytoplasm. Lineage: Eukaryota; Fungi; Ascomycota; Eurotiomycetes; Eurotiales; Aspergillaceae.